GGCGGCCACGCACCCUGCCCGCCUUCGUGGUUGUUCUGUCGCUUCCCUGGGGUUCUCCUGGCUCCCGCUGGCCAGCCCCUUGGCCGGCGGGGUGCGUCAUUGAUCCCGGCGGACCGCUGGGCCCGCCCGGCGUUCGUUUAAGUACGUUGUGGGCAUUUCGGUGUCUAAGUUGUUUCACUCAAUUCGAUUCGACAAACGCGAUUCCGCCGCAAACGUGAUUCCGUUAACGUGAUUCCAUGAGUAAACGUGAUUCCAAAAAUGUCAAAACGUGAUACCGCCACCUUCCGUAAAUCGCUGGUGGGGGCUUUUGUGCCACACAAAGACCACAAGAUGAAGACCUCACUCUAGUACAUCACUCUCAUUGAAGAUUUUUUGAACAAUAAUGCAGAGGAUUAUGUACUGAUAUCCUGAGGAGCGAGGAGUUAUACUCUUACUCUCCUUCGCGAUGUAGUAGUUCCUAAUCCUAUGCAUUAUAUGAGAAUUUUUUUUGCAGCAUUGAUGUGGGAGUAGGAGCUCUAGGAGCAAUAUUGCGCGGAUGUAUUGCAACGAACAGUACUAGAGCUUGAUUGAUGUUGGUACCAGCACGCUGGAACUUUUCUGGACCCCCCUAUUGACAAACCGGCACUCGAGAUGAUUAAUUCGCGACCAUUGCUAUCAUGACUCUGCGAAGAUUGCGGGUAUAAAUUAGGCGCAUUUAGAAGUUAUUUACUUUUGCUUGUAAAAUUCCACUUGCAUGAUUUUGUGCCAUAGUAUGGUUGAAUCAUUGUGUUAAGUGCGACGGCGCACCGCUAUAAACGACGAUUUGCAACACAACAGAGUUCAAGUUCUACAUCUGCGUCUACUGCAGCACACCAAUUUGUCGAAACAACACCUGUAUGAUGAUUUGUAGAAGAAUGCAAGCAGUUUUGCGAAUUACAACACCCGCUUAGUUGUGAAUCAAUGAAAGCACUACAUUUAUUUUCUCGUUUUGGUUUAUUUAAAAAAAGAGGCAUGAGAAGUCGACGGAGCUACGAGGAGCAGAACCAGAGACUACUGCGAC
Amoebophrya sp. A120 is the source of this 1039-nucleotide messenger RNA. The record is from the annotation of a GenBank genome assembly. NCBI's taxonomy places the organism in Eukaryota, Dinophyceae, Syndiniales, Amoebophryaceae.